This is a messenger RNA of Vitis vinifera (wine grape), 2789 nucleotides long. RefSeq names its product probable serine/threonine-protein kinase PBL11. Lineage: Eukaryota; Viridiplantae; Streptophyta; Magnoliopsida; Vitales; Vitaceae. The transcript has 5 exons. Gene Ontology annotation, biological process: protein phosphorylation. The coding region runs from base 909 to 2555 and encodes 548 amino acids. The record is from RefSeq and is a predicted model, not a curated record. Gene Ontology annotation, molecular function: protein kinase activity; ATP binding.
UUUUAUAUUUUGGGGCCUUGUGUGUUCUUGUUUAUGUUCUGUCUGGUUGCUGGGAAAUCCUAGGAGAAGAAAUGAAUUCUUUAUGGAGGUUUUGUGGUUGAAUUGGCUGUUGUAGGAUUGUAAGGAUUAUUAUUAUUUUUUUUUAAUUUUCUUUUUUUUCUUUGGACAAUUUCUCGGCAUCUAAACGAAGAAUUUCAUUGUAGAGAAUUUUGGAAUUGUAUUAUUGGGAAAAUUUGGAGUGUUUUUUUAGCUUGAUUUUUUUUUUGGAGCUAUGAUGUUCUUGUUUUGAUGCUUGACUUGGUUUCAUCAUGCUAAUGGGGAUGUUCAGUUGAGGUAUUCCGACUGCUUUGAUGGCCUUAACGUCCAUCUUAGGAAAAUUCAACCAGCUAAUUAGUUUUUUUCCCCUCUCUAAUCGCGUGAACCUUGGUAUCUUUUGGUGUUUUUUUUGGGGGGGUUGAGAUUUGGAGUAGUUUUGGAUCUGAGUUGAUUUUGAUGCAGAUGAUUGGGUGCUGAGUUUAUGGGCUUCUUCUCAUCUCUUUUUCUUUCAUGAAGUAUUAAUGGAUUUGCCGUGGGCAGGGGUUUUUAGGUGCUAUUUACUUUUGAUGUUGGCUUACUGUUUGUUUUUAUUUCAUAUUUCUGUAUCGUCUAAAGGUGAAUUAAGAUUGGCCCUGGAGAUUGCAAUAGUAUAUUGCCUUAUCCACAUGCCAUGUUGCCACUCUGUAUGUCUUUAGGGUUUUUGCUGAAAAAUCAUUGGAGGUUUGUAACUUUGUAGGUAAACAUGAUUUGAAAGAUUGUAUCAAUGUGGAGGACAUACAUUGGACCGUCUCUCAUCGCUGGCCUAGCAGAGUUGAGAAAUUCUUUUAAGGAGCAUACAAAACCUUGUCACUGGUGAAGACAUUGAAGAUAAAAUGGGCUGUUUCAAGGUUUUGAAGAGUAAGAAGAAAAAGGCUGAGCGCACUGCUUACAUUAAAAGGAUCAAUCCUCAGGAGCUAACACCCACUACACUGCCUGAACCUAAACUUCAGAGCCGCACACUUCAAUCUGCACCCCCAAGUUUUAGAACCCUAGUUAAACCUGUUCAACCAGUUAAAAGAAUCAUUAACAGUAGAACACGAGCAUUGUCCGCCCCAUCAAGCCUCAAUACAACUGAACAAGAUGCGCUUGCAUCAAAUGAAUGUGAAGAACAAGAAGAGUUGAAGAGUCGUGUUGGAUUAACAAAGGAACAGCGAUCGCCAAACCCUCAGCCUCUUCCUCUCCCAUCACCUCAAGGCACUGUUGUACUGAAAGCUACAGGAAGUUUUAAAGCAGGGAAUGCGAGUGGCCCUCUCUAUGCUUCUGGCCCACUGCCAUUGCCUCCUUUAGGAGCACUCCGGAACUUUGGCUAUGAAGAAUUAUCAAACGCCUGCCUCAAUUUCUCUUCAGAUCGAUGUGUGUCGGAAGGACUUUCAUCCAUAAUUUACAAGGCUUCCUUUGGGGAUGAUGCUUCAGGUUCAAAAAAGCUGGAAGCCACUGUUACCCGGCUUCACCCAUCCACCCAGGGUUUAAAGGAAUUCAUAAACGAGGUAAACACGCUUGCAUCAUUGCAACAUCCCCACCUCUGUAAGUUGCUUGGUUUCCAUGCGCGUGAGGGAUCUGACCAGAGGAUGUUGGUUUAUGAGAGGCUCUACCAUGGAAGCUUAGACCGUCUUCUAUAUGGGAGAUCGGAUGGGCCAUCCAUUGAUUGGAACACAAGAAUGAAAGUUGCUUUAUGUGCUGCACAGGGUCUCACUUUCUUGCAUGAAGAAGGGCCUUUCCAGGCUAUGUACAAUGAAUUUUCAACUGCCAAUAUACAGAUUGACAAGGAUUUUAGUGCAAAGCUUUCGGGAUAUGGUUGCGUUGGCCACAUUCCAGAAGCAGAUGUUUGCAGUAGUUCAGUUGCAGUAGCAAAUCUAUCAGUGGAGACAUUAGAGAGAGGAUUACUAACUCCCAAAAGCAAUGUUUGGAGUUUUGGAAUAGUUCUUCUUGAGCUACUCACUGGGCACAAGAACCUUGACAGCCGCCAUCCGAAGGAAGAGAGGAACUUAGUUAAGUGGAGCCGACCUUAUCUGGCCGAUGAUUGUCGACUCUCAUUGAUAAUGGAUCCUCACCUAAAAGGCCGCUUCCCUGCCAAAGCAGCCCGAACAGUGGCAGAUAUUGCCCAAAGAUGUCUUCAGAUGGACCCCUUAGAAAGACCCACCAUGAGAACCAUUGUGGAGCAUCUCAAAAUCAUUCAAGACAUGAAGUAUUCCUGCCGGUUUCCUCUGCAAGAGCCGGCAGCAGUUGCUGGAAAACAGAUGUCAAGAUCGCCUAGUCUCAAUGGGAUCAUUACCCCAGCGCCCAGGCUAAGUUUCUCCCCUUCUCCGCCAUCAAGAACCCACCUCUCCGUUUCUCCAACAAGACCGCCUGUAGUACCCGUGUCUCUUCCUCCCCGAGCCUGUUCCUCCACUCUCUCUUUGGAGGACCUUGAACGGCAGGAAAGCAGGAAAUCUUCAUCAUCAACAUCCACCUUUCGGAGGCCCAGUGUUGAAGGUUUUUGAUUGUCAAUAGUAUGCAAUUUUUUCAUUUUCAUUUUUUUUUUUGUUUUUUUCUUUCCCCUUUUGUGAUUCAACACAAUAUAUAGAAGAUAAAAAAAAUGUGGUUCUUCCACCUUUCCAUCCCUCAAGAAGAUGCAACAGAGGAGGAUGCUAUUUUGUAGAUAAAAAAGAAAAAAAAAGAAAAAAAAAGAAAAAAAAAAGUGUGAGCCUCUCUUCUUAUUGGGUUCAGUUAGUUUC